CGUGAGGUCGCUUUAGUCGGGUUUCUGCGCUUGCCGGAGUUGGGUGUGCGUCGUUCGACUCUUUAAGUUUUCGUAUGAGUAGUUUUAAAUAAUUUAAAUAUAUAUAUAUUAAUAGUAUUGUUAUUAUUUUAAUUAGUUAUUUAGGAAGUGUCAGUCUGAAAAGUGUGUUGCAGUAUUUGUUUAGUGCGUUUGAAUAUCUAUUACAUUGUAGUAAAUUGUGUAAAAAUAAGAUAAUCCUGUCAUUCCAGACACCAUGGCUAAAACAGAGAAGUCAUUUCCAAGAAACUUCACGGGUUGUCUAACAUGCGUCCAAGUUCUGAACAUGAUGGUCCUGCUCGGGUUCAUGUUGAACUACGCCUUACGUGUGAACCUCACAAUUGCCGUGGUGGAAAUGAUAUAUGGAGACAAAGACAACCACACAGCUGUCUUGAACAUCACGCACGAUUCGCUCAAUGUUACACAGCACCCAGAAGCAAUACAGCAAACGCGCUACCACUGGGACACGAAGCAGAAGAACCUCCUGCUCGGCUGCUUCUUCUGGGGCUACGUGCUCACAGAGCUGCCAGGAGGACGGCUUGCAGAGAUCAUCGGUGCCAGGCGAGUUUUCGGCUACAGCACACUUCUAGCCAGCAUCAUCACGCUUCUAACUCCAGCAGCUGCAGCCCUAGGGUUCGGAUGGGCCGUGGCUUCCAGGGUAGUCCUAGGCUUUCUGCUCGGAGCUACGUGGCCGGCCAUCUUGCCCAUGGCGUCGAAGUGGAUCCCACCGAUGGAUAGAUCUAAAUUCAUGUCUAACAUGAUGGCUUCGUCGUUGGGAGCGGCCAUUACGAUGCCGAUCUGCGGUUUCCUCAUCGCGCACUUCGGUUGGGAGUCCGCGUUUUAUUUCACUGGUAUAAUCGGCCUGAUGUGGUCGGUGGCUUGGUUCGCGGUGGUGUACGACACUCCUGCGCAGCACCCUCGCAUUUCGGAAACUGAACUCCACUACCUGAUGAAGGCACUUCCCCAGGAGGACCCAAACAAGGGGCACAUGCCAGUCCCGUGGCGCAGUAUCCUGACCUCUCUACCCGUAUGGGCCAUCAUCAUAACACAUGGAGCUUCAGUCUUCGGCUACUUCACUGUCGUCAACCAGCUUCCGACCUACAUUGAGAGCAUACUGCAUUACAGCAUCAAACACAAUGGUCUACUGUCGUCCCUGCCGUACCUGGGCAAGUACCUGUGCGCGCUGGCAUCGUCAGUCCUGGCUGACAGCCUGCGAAGAAGCGGCAAGCUGUCCACCACACACGCGAGGAAACUCUUCACGGGUCUCGCUGUCGGCUUGCCAGGUCUGUUGAUGCUGGCCGAGGCUUUCUUCGGCGAAGACCGCAUCUGGUCCAUUGCUAUCUUUACAAUGGCUCUCACCAUCAACGGCGCGGUGACUGCCGGCUAUCUGGGCAACGGGUUGGACAUCGCGCCCAAUUUCAGUGGUACGAUAUUCGGCAUGGCCAACACGUUGUCUUCGUUCGGAGGCUGGCUGUCUACAUUCAUGGUCGGGGAACUUACCAAAGACAAUAAUACGUCCUCCCAAUGGCAGAUAAUAUUCUUCAUCCUCGCGGGCACGUACCUGAGCGGCGCGCUGUGGUUCGUGUCGCUGGGCGCCGGGGAGCCGCAGCCGUGGAACGCGCGCGCGGUCAAGGCCGAGGAAAAACCGCUCAACGAGGAAAAGGCCUAAAUUUGGUAAACAGUCGGAUCGUCAAUAUUCAAAAAUGUUUAUUUUUUACACUUUUCUUUCUAUGACUAAACAUUUGGAAAUACCAUGAAAGUUGACAAUAGAGAUGGGUUUAUUUGGUGGCCAUUUUUAUAGCAUAGUGAGCAAAUGGUUGCCUGAUGGUAAGCAAACACCGCAGCCCGUGGACACCAGCAAUCGUUGGGUCGUGAUUUGCCAAAUCGAUUAUAUAUGUCUCACACAAUCACACCGAUAUAAAUUCACUUUACGUUAUUUUUUGCCAUAUAUUUAAAGAUUGUGUUUCUUUGGAAUUUUAAUUAUCAAUGUUUUUUUACCAGUCGUGCUUUCUCUGUUAUGAAAAGAAAAACAUGUUUCUAAUGUGUUUUUUAUUUUAUUAGUUCCAGUUCGGACAACACGCGAGUUGAAAUAUUUGCUAAAAUUUGAUUUAUACGGCAAUUAGACAUUAAUCACGAAUAUUACAGAACACAAUUCACAGUCUUUUUCAUAAUUAUUAAUUACCAAUAUUACCGAAAAGAAUUACAACAGAAUAUCAUAUUAGAAAUUGAAAGUGGUAAUCUAUAAAAUGAAAGAGCAACUUAUAGUUUUUUUUUGGGUGAAAUUAUAGUUGAUUGAUGUAAAUAAUUAGACAAACACGGAAUGAGUACGCAAUGCGUACGCACCACGAUGAUACGGAAUUUGAACGCAAGUAGCGUGGCGCAUGCGUUAACAUUUCAUACAGUUUGCACGUGCCUUUAGUUGGCGGUCCGACUACCACAUAACACAAAUUAGUUCAUAUUAAAAAAAUAUUAAGAGUAAUUUUCUAAGAAGAAUAUUCUUCAUAUUUCGUCAGAGAUUUCGAUUAGUGUUUUAAUUUAUUUUUAAAAUUCUGAAUCAAACUCUGACUUAAAUUUAACUUAACAAAUAUUUGCUUAUAUACAAAAGCGCUGUUGAUUUAAGAACAUUUAAGAAAAAUAUAAAUCUUUUUUUUUAUAGAAAAAAGUAACAUAGUCAAUAUUUGUUAAGUUAAAGAACAAAAUAAAAUAAAUAAAUAAAAAAAAACUCAAAAAAAGGCUGUUAUCAUAAUGAUUGUGAUGUAUUUAUAAAACGUCGGCGCGCAAAUGGUUCAUGAUUGAAGUCGGAAACCCGACUCGCUGUUUUUAGAUAAGUAUUUAAACUUCAAGAUGUACUCUACCGGAAAUUGAAGACUUAAAUUUUCUUAUUAUUUUACUUAACAAUAAUAGGCGAAAGUGCAUGUCGUUUACCUUUUGACAUGUUUAGAUAUGUAAUAACGUAAUUUUGAUAGGUAUGUCUUUUUAUUCAAACGACAUAGGUAUACUUAAAUUAAUUUUUGCACAUUACAAAUUCACUUAGAAUUGUGUGAAGAUUCAGAUUUUUAAUUAACUUGUGCAUUUCAAAUUGAUCAAUCAAUAUUUCAAAGAUAUGUUAAAAUUGUGUUCGUUUACUUGAAUACCUAAAAGCAUUUUAUAAUUACACUUCAAUGCCAUAUCGUCAGCUGUUUAAUGUCAAAAUUGUCAAAUGAGAAUCAAAAUGGCGGACUUCUCACAUGUGGAAAAAUGUCUUCUACUUCUGGUGGCGUAAGUUUUGUUGCCUUAGCUUUUGGUGUUGCCAUGCUAGCAUAUGGGUCGUUUUGGGUCCCUUACUGAUUAAAAAAAGCCAUAGACACAUUGUUAAAUUUGUAAAGUAGGUAUAUGUGAUAUUAUACCAUUUUCUCCAAACAAAAAAAUAAAGUAUAUGACUCAUCCGAUUUUCAGUCCAGUAUUGUAUAAUCUCUUCUCGAGUCAAUAAUUCUUUAAUCUUUUCCAAUACAUUAUGAAAGUUACAGCAAUAAUAUUGGGUAAAGAAUUUAAUAACAUACUGCCCUUACUUUUUGUCACAUAAUGUUGUCAUAUACCAUUGUAUAUGUCCUAUGGAUCCUAUGUAAUGCGCAAGAUAUGUUCCUAUAUGCUUAGCAAAUCGUACUGAUAGUUAAGAUAUAGUGUGAUUUUGAUAGUUAUUCUGGGACCAAGUUUAAGGACGACAAACCAGCGGUCGUGUGUAUAAGAACCACAAUUUUUGUAGAAAUUAUCAUAUUUUUAUUCGAAAAAAUAUAAUUAAUUGGUCGAACAUUUAUUCACUACUAAGGAUUUUAUUUCCGAAGAGGUCUUUUGGUACAUCUUGAUGUAAUGAAUGAUGAAUUAAAAAAAAAAUGGUACACAUAUGGUAACACUGCAUUUAUUUGUUAUAACCAAAAUAAAAUUUACAUAAACCGGAGUUAGAAUCUGUAUUUUGCUUUGGCAUUAGUAAAUUAUUUUUUACUAUGGUUUCUUAUACAUGCGAACAUUAACUAUACGAUCAUGAUAAACAAUAAGUAUUUUAUUUAAGUAUCAAUUUAUUUUUUUUUCUAUAUCGUUGAGGAGUUUAGGAAAUUCAAGGCCUUUCUUGACCAGUGCUUCGCGAACCAUAGACAAGCCCCCAGUAUUUUACCGUAAGAAAUAGAUUAUAAGAUAGCCAUGUUUGCAAUUAGCUUUACAAUGGACAAUGCAUCGCGUUUUUGUGCAUUUCGUCAGCUGUGAUAGAGGCUUGUCUAUGGUCGAUUUAUUUGCAUUCAAUAGGGCUUUAUGAUGCCAUCUAUUAUGCAAUUUUGGGACAUUAUAUAUUUUUUUAUUAUCUUCUGUUUGUACAGUCGGAGGCAGAUAAGCCGACUUAUGUUAGUAAGUCGUAGGUUAGUUUUAGUGUUCAACUGUACAACAUAAUUACUACCAUGAGUAUGUUUUUAAUGUCGUAAAAUGAAUUUCCAUUAAGUGAAAUAGAUAGAUUUUAUAGAUAUGUAGUAAAAUUAUCAGCAUUUAUUGAACUCGAAACAACAAUCUUACCUAAAAUUGAUAAAGCUCUUGAUAUUGCUCUCCAAUUUCGAAAAUACAUCUGAAAUGGCUAUUCGUAGUUGCUAUAUUACAAUCAGUAUUCGUACGUUUUUAGACGAACGUUAGUCCACAGAACAUUUGUCUUUCCAACGAUUGCAGGGUAAAUAAAUAUAUUCAACAUCCAAUAUAUAAGUUGUCUGUGGAGUUAACGUCAAAGAAUCCAUGUUGAUUUAAUUAACAUAUCUCGGACAGAACAUAUUUCAGCUAAUUUAAAGUUAAACUUGUUCUAGCAAGUUAUGACACGAGUUUAAUAUUCAAAAAUUUUCUUGAUAAAUUUUCCUUAUUUUCGUUUUUAAUAAAUGUAAUAAAUGUAAAUUUAUCAAAAUUUUUCGUUGGACUAAUAUUCGCGUCUGAAUUAUAAAUAUUGAGAUAUGUUUAAAUUAAUUUUAAAAUUCAAAUUUCAGUUAUAACUUUCAUGGAAACUAUUUCAGACCAUUUCAUUUAUACUUUUGUAUGAUUUUGUAAUCACAAAUUCAGAAUCAUAGCUUCAAAAUGAAUACAAAAGAAUAAAGGACAUUUAAAAUUUAUUUAGUAAUAUUUUAAGGAAAAGACGUGUGCCUUAUGUAUUCAACACACGUCUUUUACCAGCAACUGCUUGCAAAAAAAAGAUUUUUUUACGUUAAAAUCUCUAUAUUGUAGCAGUUUUAUUUAUAAUAUUUAAGUAGAAAAUGUAAUUAAUUUUAUUAAUUUAACUGUUUGUUUAGAAACAUGUAUAAUGUUCAUGUUUGUAAUUUCUUUUGUGUUUUGAGAAUGUGUUCGAUGUUAUAAGUCUAACCCUAACCAAGUACUUCAAAUUUAAAAAUAAUUCCUUAAAAAAAUGCGCCAUUUUUAAUGUCACAAGAGAUUUUCAUACUAAUUGAUUCAAAAUGAUUUUUGAAAUUCCUUGUCAAAUCAGUAUAUAGCACGAUGCAGUAUACAGAUGAUUGCAUAUUCGCCUCAUAUUUUAUUUUCACAUUAAAUUUUAUUAGCAAUAAAUAAGAUGUUAACCGGCGAUUUUUACUGGAAUCGUUGACGACUGCAUCAUGUGUGUAUGCAUGAAGUGUGUGUAUGAAUGAAUUCGUAAUUGUAUUUAUCAUAAUAUUAAUGCAUGAAGAUAUAAGUAACAAUUUGUUAACGUCUCUAUGACUGUCCUUUUGUGAGCCAUUAUUUUUUUUGAAAAUAAAGUUUUUAUGAAAAAUA
Plodia interpunctella (Indianmeal moth) is the source of this 5799-nucleotide messenger RNA. RefSeq lists its product as uncharacterized. Bases 254 to 1705 code for a protein of 483 amino acids. The transcript is spliced from 12 exons. Gene Ontology annotation, molecular function: transmembrane transporter activity. Gene Ontology annotation, biological process: monoatomic anion transport; transmembrane transport. Gene Ontology annotation, cellular component: membrane. Lineage: Eukaryota; Metazoa; Arthropoda; Insecta; Lepidoptera; Pyralidae. The record is from RefSeq and is a predicted model, not a curated record.